Molecule: messenger RNA, 744 nt
Organism: Cladophialophora carrionii CBS 160.54
Lineage: Eukaryota; Fungi; Ascomycota; Eurotiomycetes; Chaetothyriales; Herpotrichiellaceae
Product: riboflavin synthase, alpha subunit
Exons: 1
Coding region: 1-744 (247 amino acids)
Biological process (GO): riboflavin biosynthetic process
Molecular function (GO): riboflavin synthase activity
Source: RefSeq, a predicted model, not a curated record
AUGUUCACCGGCCUCGUCGAGACGAUCGGCACGGUCAGCUCCCUCGUGCCCCUCGACCCCUCCACCUCCGGCGGCAACGGGACCUCGCUGACCAUCUCGGACUGCUCUUCGAUCCUCGGCGACGCUGCGCUCGGCGACUCCAUCAGCGUGAACGGAACAUGCCUCACAGUCACAGAGCUGGACGAGUCGAGACAGAGCUUCAAAGUCGGGGUCGCGCCCGAGACGCUCCGACGCACCAACUUGGGCCGUCUUAAAGAAGGGGGUCGCGUCAACCUCGAGCGGGCCGUCCUGGGGAGUACGCGGAUGGGCGGACAUUUCGUGCAAGGGCACGUCGACACCAUCGCGAGCAUCGUGAGCGUCACGCCGGAUGGGAAUGCGUUGACGUUCCGGUUGAAGCCCCGAGAGAAAGACCCGUUGCGCUAUAUCGUGGAAAAGGGAUACAUCACGCUGGACGGCGCGAGCUUGACGAUCACAAAGGUCAAUGACGUCGAGGGCUGGUUUGAGGUCAUGCUGAUCGCGUAUACGCAGGAGAGGGUUGUCAUGGCGGGCAAGACGGCCGGCGAGGAAGUCAAUGUCGAGAUCGAUAUUGUGGGGAAGCUCGUCGAGAAGAGCGUGGUCGGGUAUUUUGAGGGGGUGGCGUCGAGAGACGGAGAGGGAGGCCCCGCGAUCUUGGAGAAGAUCGUGGGGAGGUUGGUGGAGGAGAAGUUCAAGUCGAUACAGCAGCAGCAGCAGCAGCAGCGGUGA